Molecule: messenger RNA, 1266 nt
Organism: Manis pentadactyla (Chinese pangolin)
Lineage: Eukaryota; Metazoa; Chordata; Mammalia; Pholidota; Manidae
Product: putative nuclear envelope pore membrane protein POM 121B
Exons: 6
Coding region: 1-678 (225 amino acids)
Source: RefSeq, a predicted model, not a curated record
AUGGUUGUUCUCGACUUUGGCCAGUCGACAAACCUCUCCAUUUCUGGAAGAGAGGAGGAAGGAAGGAAGUCUGAUCCUUUAUUUGCAGGUACAACCACAUCUGGGAAGCAGAACUGGGAUUCUCCACCUACGCCCAGCAGCUCCCGGCUGCGCAGACGCAGGUUUCCCCUGGUGCCCUCCAGGCGAGGGAUCCCGCUGAUCUCGCCUCCAGCUCCCGUGCUCGCUGGCCCGAUCACACGCGAAGAGUAUCACCGGGAGGAGAAAGCUCGGUUGGAGAAGUGGCUGAAGAGGAUUUUCCAGGAUGAGGCUGAAACUGCCUCGAACUCGGAGAGUGGGGACCCACCUGCCCCUCCACCUUCUCCUCCGAGUGUCACCGUGCCUGCUGCUGAGACUGCUGCUCCCGCAGCCUCCCUCCCAGCCGCAGCGACUCACGGGCUGCUGAGGCACUUGGAGCAGUUGGCAGACUUCCUGUGCCUACCAUCUUUCCCAGGGUGCGGUCCCUUCCCCUCUGGGUGCAAGAAAGAAGUGACCUCACUGGCAGUCAUGCGCCGCCGAGGUUUGCAGAUAGGCAGCAGAGCUCAGAGAGGAGCCGUUUCUGGCAGGACUUUUCCCAAACCACAGGAAAGCCAGGAUCAAGAUGCCUGGGAGCCCGACAGAAAACGCAGGCAUACAGCAUAGAUAACCACGUCAGCAGGAAGUAGCCUACGCCCCUUGCCCCCACCCCGGACCCCUCACCCAGAGGCAGCAUGUUCCUGCAGGAGCACCCACAGGAGCCAUCUCAUUCACUCCCCACCACAACCCCGUGCAAUGCCCCUGUUUUUCCCAAGGAAGGGAAGCUCCAAGAGGCAGAGGGAUGUCACCACGACGGAGAGGCACGUCCACCUGUCUCCAGCACCUGCCCCACUGUGCAAAGACCACCCAUCCGGGAGGCUGAAAGCUGGGAGCCAGUUCUAGGACCCCACUGCUUGGCUGCCCGACUUGAGUACGUCCUACACGCAGGCCAAAUCCACCCUGAGAGCGACUGCUCCCAGACCCUUCCUGUCCACCGAGCCCCUCUCCUCCUGGUGCCCACCUCCUAAAAGGGGAAAGAGGGCGUGCGAGCGGGAGGACCUGGGGUGUUGUGGUUUAAAAUCACAGCUCUGGAGUCCCCGCUGCGUGGAUGAGAGCCCGGGCUCUGCUGCUUCCUGGCCACAGACCUCGGGGCCACCCCCUCUGCUGGUGCAGCUUCAGUGUAGUGGAGGUACAAUGGGAAUAAUGUGCACUACU